Messenger RNA from Hippoglossus stenolepis (Pacific halibut), 1041 nucleotides. Its product is annotated as putative olfactory receptor 52L2. The transcript has a single exon. Lineage: Eukaryota; Metazoa; Chordata; Actinopteri; Pleuronectiformes; Pleuronectidae. Gene Ontology annotation, molecular function: G protein-coupled receptor activity; olfactory receptor activity. The record is from RefSeq and is a predicted model, not a curated record. Bases 1 to 933 code for a protein of 310 amino acids. Gene Ontology annotation, biological process: G protein-coupled receptor signaling pathway. Gene Ontology annotation, cellular component: membrane.
AUGGAAAACUCUUCAUACAACAGCCUCACUCUGCAGCUCGAGGGGUUAAAGGUCACCAAGGCCAGCAAGUACCCCGUCUUUAUCUGUCUGCUUAUCAUCUAUGUGUUCAUAUUCGUUGCCAACGUGGGCAUCGUGUUGUUGAUAUGGACGGACAGGAGCCUGCACCAGCCCAUGUACCUGCUCUUCUGUAACCUGUCCAUCAACGACAUCAUGGGGAACUCUCUGCUGGUUCCCCGGGUGCUGUCAGACAUCCUGGUGCCGCCCUCCGAGCGCCUCAUCAGCUACUACGAGUGUGUGCUUCAGGCGUUCACCACUCACAUGUUCGGCACCACCUCUCACACGAUACUGAUGAUCAUGGCCUUUGACAGAUACGUGGCCAUCUGUAAUCCUCUGCGUUACGCCGCCAUCAUGACCAACAACAUGGUGGUCAAGCUGACCGUGUCUGCCUGGGGCGUGGCCUUUGUUCUGGUGGGGAUUCUGCUGGGUUUGACCAUAAGACUGAACCGAUGCAGGACAAUGAUCAUGAAUCCUUACUGUGACAACGCCUCGCUGUUCAAACUCUCCUGUGAGAGUGUGUUUAUUAACAAUGUCUACGGCCUCACGUUCACCGUGGUCCUGCUCUCAGCUUCUAUCGGCAGCAUAGUUCUCACCUACGCUAAGAUCACAGUCGUGUGUGUGACCAGUAAGAACCAGUCUCUGAACAGUAAGGCCCUGAAGACCUGCAGCACUCACCUGUGUCUGUACCUGAUCAUGCUGUGUAGUGGAAUGGUCACCAUUACUCUGCAUCGCUUCCCUCAGUACUCUGACUACAGGAAACUCUCCGGCAUUUUGUUUCAUGUCAUCCCUUGCAGCCUCAACCCCGUUAUCUAUGGAGUGCAGUCCAAAGAGAUACGAAGAUUCUUGUCAAAAUUGUUUGAGCACAGGAAUAUGUGACAAUAAUAAGAGCAAAGAUUUCCAUGUUUAAUGUAUUAGGUAUUGACACACACACACAUUUAUAUAUAAAUUGAGCUAUGACUGUUCUACUGUACAACAUAGCUUAGU